Aphidius gifuensis is the source of this 3466-nucleotide messenger RNA. RefSeq names its product phospholipid-transporting ATPase IF-like. Gene Ontology annotation, cellular component: trans-Golgi network; endoplasmic reticulum; plasma membrane. The transcript has 17 exons. Gene Ontology annotation, molecular function: magnesium ion binding; ATP hydrolysis activity; ATPase-coupled intramembrane lipid carrier activity. The record is from RefSeq and is a predicted model, not a curated record. NCBI's taxonomy places the organism in Eukaryota, Metazoa, Arthropoda, Insecta, Hymenoptera, Braconidae. The coding region runs from base 1 to 3432 and encodes 1143 amino acids. Gene Ontology annotation, biological process: phospholipid translocation.
AUGAUAAUACAACAGACUUGGGAUUUUUUAACCAAGAGUGAUACAAUUCAUCAAUAUAUUGACUGUUGUUUGGAUACAAAAAAAAGCAAUGCUUCAAAUUUUCUCGAACAUCGAAUUUUUACAAUUGAUCCACAAAAUGAUCCUGCAAAUACAGUUUUUCCAAGGAAUCGAAUUAAAACAAAUAAGUACACAUUGUGGAAUUUUAUACCAAAAAAUUUGUACGAACAAUUUCGAAGAAUAGCAAAUUUUUAUUUUCUCAUAUCAGCAUUAAUAGCAUUGUCAAUUGAUUCACCAGUGUCACCAUUAACAACAUUUUUACCUUUGAUAUUUGUCAUACUUGUAACAGCUGGUAAACAAGCAUACGAAGAUUUUUUGAGGCAUUGUUUGGACAACAAAGUUAAUCGUAUGAAUGUCACUGUUAUUAGAAAUAAAUGUACACGAACGAUAUACUGUGAAGAAAUUGUCGUGGGUGACUUGGUAAAAGUCUCGAGAGAUGAGGAUAUUCCUUGUGAUAUAAUUAUUCUACACACCAGUGAAAUAAAUGGCUGUUGUUAUGUAACAACAACAAAUUUAGAUGGUGAAACAAAUUUAAAGACUCUACAAGUACCAAAAGUCACAAUGGGAAAAAUUAGCAAAGAAAUUGUUGGCAUGAAAGCUACAGUAACUUGUCAACAUCCUCGUGCAAAUUUAUAUGAAUUUUAUGGAAAAAUUGAGGUACAAUAUACUGAUGAUUUUUCAACUGGUUCAUUAUCAAUUGAUAAUAUUAUUUUACGUGGUUCUCGUUUAAAAGAUACUGAAUUUAUAAUUGGUACAGCUGUUUAUACUGGGAGAGAUACUAAAUUAUCACUAAACUCAAAAUUUAAUCCAAAUAAAUUUUCAACAGCUGAAAAAUCAAUAAAUAAAAGUAUAAUUUUUUUUAUAUUUGUACUUAUUAUGGAAAUUUUUAUAUCAACUAUAAUUAAACAAUUAAUUUAUUUAAUUAACAAGCCAUCUUGGUAUCUCGGUAUUAAUGGCUCACCGACAUUUUUUAAAAUACUAAAAGAUAUAUUAAAUUUUACUGUUCUUUAUAAUUACAUUGUUCCAAUUUCUCUCUACGUUACUGUUGAACUUCAAAGAUUUAUGGGAUCAUUUUUUUUUCGUUGGGACUUGGACAUGUACGAUGAGACAAAUGAUUUAUCAGCUCUUGUAAAUACAUCAGAUUUGAAUGAAGAACUUGGUCAAAUUGAAUAUCUUUUUACUGAUAAAACUGGAACAUUGACUGAAAAUUUAAUGAUUUUUCGAAGAUGUUCAAUUGAUGGUAAAAUUUAUAUGGAAAAAAAUUGCAAUGGUAAACUUUAUUUACUUCCAGAUGAUGGAAAUGAAAAAAAUUCUGAAAAACUUACAAAUUGGCCGUCUGAAUUGUGGCAUUUUUUAAUGGCAAUAUCACUUUGUCAUUCUGUGCACGUUGCACCACCAAUUCUUAUGGAUAGUAUUGCUUUGAAACGUGCUGCAUUUCGUGCCAGUUUUCGACAGCGUUCUAUUACCAGAGUCAAUAGUUCUCUACUCAUGCAUCCAGACCUUCCAGAAUAUCAAGCAGCAUCAGCAGAUGAAAAAGCUCUUGUUGAAGCCACAGCAAGAUGUGGUGUUAUUUUAACAAAUAAUUCUGGUGAAAAUAUUGAAAUACAAGUUGGUGAAGAAAUUAUUUCAUUUACCAGAUUAGAAAUGCUUGAAUUUACUUCAGAGAGAAAAAGAAUGUCUGUGAUACUUCAAGAUGAUGCAGGAGAUGUAUGGCUGUACACAAAAGGUGCUGACUCAGUAAUGUUACCUCUGAUAGCUGAUGGUAAACUUGAAGAAUCUAAAGCACAUUUAGCUGAUUUUUCAAAAAGAGGACUUAGAACACUUGUUGUUGCUUUUAAAAAAUUAAAAAUUCAAGAUUAUAAUACGUUUAGUCGUUCUAUUGAACAUGUUAGACAAAUUGUUGGACCUAAUCGUUCAAUUAAUGUUUCAAAAGUUUAUAAUACUAUUGAAAAUAAAUUACAUCUACUUGGAAUAACAGCUGUUGAAGAUCGUUUACAAGAAAAUGUUGAAGAGACCCUAGAGUCACUUCGACAAGCUGGAAUCAAGACUUGGAUUUUAACCGGAGAUAAAGCUGAAACUGCAGAAAAUAUAUCAUUUUCUUGUGGUCAUUUUAAAAAUGGUACUGAAAUUCUUCGACUCAUGAAUAUCACCACUCUUCAAAUUUGCUACAUAACUUUAACAAGUUUCGAACGAAAAUUAAAAUUGGAAUCUUACAAACAAUAUGGCUUGAUGAUUGAUGGUACAAGUAUGACAAUUGCAUAUAAAAAUUGUCCUGAAUUACUUAGAAUUGUUGCAAUGACAUGUGAAUCAGUGGUUGGUUGUAGAAUGUCUCCUCUUCAAAAAUCUGAGCUUGUCCAAUUAAUCAAGUCAUCAGAAAAUAAACCAUUAACAGCAGCAAUUGGUGAUGGUGGUAAUGAUGUAUCAAUGAUUCAAGAGGCUCAUGUUGGUAUUGGAAUAAUGGGAAGAGAAGGAAGACAAGCAACAAUGAGUGCUGAUUUUGCUCUUGCUAAAUUUAUGCAUCUUGAAAAAGCAAUACUUGUUCAUGGACAUUGGUAUUACAUUAGAAUAACAACUUUAACACAUUAUUUUUUUUAUAAAAAUAUUGUUUUUAUUACACCACAAUUUUUAUUUGGUUUAAAUAGUAUUUUUUCUACCCAGGCUCUUUAUACAAGUGUUUUUUUAAUGGGAUUUAAUGUUUUAUUCACGUCAUUGCCUGUUCUAAUGUUUGGCCUACUUGAGCAGGAUUACAAAUCAAAUGAACUUCUUAGAUAUCCAAAACUUUAUCAGCUAAAUAAACGUAAUUAUUUGAUGUCAACUUUUCACAGAAUUUCAUGGCUUUUUACAGCAAUAUGGCACACUUUUGUCAUUUACUUUGGUACAUAUACUUUUUGGCUGAUGAAUCCAGUUAAUUUAAACGAUGGUAAUGCUGCUGGUUAUUAUUGUUACAACACCUGCAUCUUUCAUCUUAUUGUCAUUGUUACAAAUAUGGAGCUACUUGUUCGCAGUUCAUUCUGGACAAUUCCAUUUUUGGCUAGUAUAUUUUUAUCAAUAUUGAGUUUUUUUAUCGUCGCAAUUUUCUAUUCUUCUAUUGACUUUCAACAUGUAAAACACCAUGAUAUGUAUUGGGUUGCCAACAAGUUAUUUUCUUCAGUAUCAUUUUGGCUAUUGACAAUUGUCAUUGUAUUUUUAUGUCUAAUUCCCGAUAUUAUGAUCAUCAUCUACAAUAGAUCUAGACCUGUGAAAUUAAAUUAUCUAGAUCAAAAAGAUAUAUUAAUUAAAGACACAUACAGUGAAUGGAGUGUUCCAUCAACCCAGUCGAAAUUUUGUCGUCUAACACCUUGGCGUAAUCAUUUCUGUUGGCGAAAAUCAAGGUAGAAAAUUGAAAAGCCAUUAACAAAGUAUAUUACUU